Messenger RNA from Ectocarpus siliculosus, 1636 nucleotides. NCBI's taxonomy places the organism in Eukaryota, Phaeophyceae, Ectocarpales, Ectocarpaceae. The record is from the annotation of a GenBank genome assembly.
AUGCGGAGACCAGCCAGCAGAACGCUUGUGGCGGGACUUUGUGCAGCGGCCAGCAGCGUGUCCUAUGCCGGAAGAGCAUUAGACGCUGGUGCGUGGGAAGUCGUCAGGGGAGGGCAGGAGUGCCAUCGCUCGUUCCCCGCUUUCUUGUGGGCCGGGUCCAACACCGGAGGGAAUCUGGAGGAGGGCUACCACCACGCAGCGACGGAUGCCUUCGAGGUUGCGGAGAUAGUAGUCGAUGCCGCCGCUUCCGCGAAAGAGAUGGAGGUGGUCGUUGUGGUUCUUUCCCAGGGGAGCUCGUUUUCUACCUCCGGUGUGAGUGACGCCAAUGCCGCUGCUAGGUCUGCGGACGGGGGAUCGCCGCUGCACGCCAAGUCCGCGAGCGCCACGUUCCCGUACACCUACCCCUCCCCUACCACCUUGCGAAACGCACUGCCGCUCUUGGCGGGAGAGCUCGAGGUCCCCGUGCACACGCUUCCCCUGGAGGAAGUGGUACCCGCAAGCGCGUCGCUCGGGCUGCUGGACGACGGAAAACUGGACUUGAUCAUCGUUACCGUGCCGGAAGCGGCCACCAUCGAGGAAACGGACGCAACAGUGCGCACCGUGACAUCGUCACUGGAGGAGAAGAGCGUCGGCAGGUUCAUCUUCUUGUGGACGGGGGACUUCCACGACGAGGCUUGCGGCCGCCGAUCCCUGAAGGCCGAAUCGCGCGCCCACCGCCGCCUCGCGACGGAGUCGCUAACCCGGACGAUCAAGAUAACGCCCGACAUCUUGGCGGGGCUGCUGACGCUGCUCCUGUUCCUGUUCAUUUUGGUGACCGGUCUUGGCUGCGUGGGGGACAUCGAGUGCCCCAAGUCCUUUUCGUCGGAGGACCCGGCCAAGGGGAGAGAGUAUUAGCUUCGCUUCUCACUGACGGGGGUUCUUUUUUUCUAGGCUCCGGGUUUGGACAUAGGACACACAGCGCGCCAGGUUUCUGAUUCGUCGAAAUAAGAAAUGGGGCGCAUUUUUUUCCCUUUUUGUCUCUCUUGUUGGCGCUGCCUUGUGCAGCCGAACUGAGCGCGAAGUAAUUUUUGUUCGUGUCGCGGCCACGGGGUAUUGAAGAGCGUAGAUGGCAAGGCCGUGCUCUUUGUACAGCGGGGUUGAUGGUUGUGCUGAGGGUUGUUCUGCUAGUGGUUGGGUGAAUGGGGACGGCGGGCGGAGGAUUGGUCCUCACAACGACCUCCCGCGCAUUGUGUUGGCGUUGGAAUCCAUCGCGAAAGCUAUGGGCACGUGCAUGUCCACGGGUUUCAUUCAUUCAUUCCUCUACCGUGAUAUGGAGCGGCGGUUGGGCCCCAAUUGAAUGAACAUACUUCAAUGUAUUUUGAUAGGUUCUUCCCGCGAGGAGUGCACAUUUUUCAUGCGCGCCCCUGGUGUGUGUUGUGUAUGUUGGAGUACCCUAGGUAGACCUAGCUUGCCCCGUAGUUGUUCGGUAAGACGAGCAUCAGCACUCCCACAGGCGAGGGUGGUCGGAGGGGCUCGAGUAGCUUCCUCGCGGAAUUUUCCAGAUUUCCGUUUUUGCCGCGCAGCCAAAGGGUGGCAGUUGGGGGAUGCUUCCUGGAAAGGAAUCGCUUUCUGUUUAUGUUUGCCCACCCUAUCACGU